Molecule: messenger RNA, 456 nt
Organism: Drosophila serrata
Lineage: Eukaryota; Metazoa; Arthropoda; Insecta; Diptera; Drosophilidae
Source: RefSeq, a predicted model, not a curated record
AUGGACAUCGAUGAUCUAAUGAGCAGUUCCCCAAGGAAAUGCAGUUGGAACACUCCGAAAGGGGAGUGUCAACCGGUUCCUAACUGUUUCCCCAGGAAAUCCAGCGAUGAAGACGAGCCUAUAAAUUCAUUGGCCUUCGUCCGAUCUCUGUUUAGUCCAAGUGCAGUCCCAGCGAGAAAAUCACCAGAGAGAAUGCUCAAGAUUUUCGUGCUAUUCGCCCUUUUGAGUGUGGGUCUGGCCGCCACGGUUAUCUACCAUCAUCCAUUGGUUUACCAUCAUCCUCUGCCGGUUGCCUCCACGCCGCAGGAGUUGGCCCAACAUCCGGGUUACACCAUUGUUGCACCACUCACCAAGAUUGCCCAUGUCACCUACGACUCUGUGCCCAUCUCACACACACCCUACGAGCAUGUUCCGCUCUUCCAGAGGAUUGGUCAUGUGAAGCAUACGCGGUUCUAG